Messenger RNA from Linum trigynum, 3289 nucleotides. The record is from the annotation of a GenBank genome assembly. Lineage: Eukaryota; Viridiplantae; Streptophyta; Magnoliopsida; Malpighiales; Linaceae.
CCAAUAGUUGGAACACGGGUUGGGUCGGGUUCUACGGGUUGUGUAAUCCAAAAUCCAAACCCAACCCAAUAGAGGCGGGUUGUACAAAAGAAAACCCUCACCCAACCCGAAACCUUUGUUUUUGCGAUAAAUAUGGGUGGGUUGGGUCGGGUUGGACGGGUGGGUCUGUUUACGGGUGUGUUUGUUCACCCCUACAUGUGACCUCACGGGUUGAUUUUUUCUCUUCCUACACAAACGGUAACUAUGGUCGUGUGAGGAUGGGAAAUGAUGGCGCAUCAAAGAUUGUUGGCAUGUGUGAUAUUCAUCUAGAGACCAACACGGGUUGCAAGCUAGUCUUGAAGGAUGUGAGACAUGUUCCUAACAUGAGGCUGAAUUUGAUAUCCACGGGAAAGCUUGAUGAUGAUGGUUAUACCAACUAUUUUGGAGAAGGAAAAUGGAAGCUCUCAAGAGGUUCUCUUGUGGUGGCUAAAGGCAAGAAGGAAAGUACGCACUACAUGACGAAUGCAAAGCAUAGCAAGGGAGGAAUCAAUGUUGCUGAGAAAGAUUAUUCCAUUGAGCUUUGGCAUAAGAGACUCGGACAUUUGAGCAAGAAGGGGCUGCAAAUAUUGUCCAAGAAACAACUCUUUCCCGGAGCUAAAGGUACUCUUCUUAAAACUUGUGUUCAUUGCUUAGCCAGAAAAACUCAUAGAGUUGCAUUUCAUAGAUUUCCACCUUCUAGAAGGAGUAAGGUACUUGAUCUAAUUCACACUGAUGUUUGUUUUAUGCGAGAUAAAACUCUUGGUUGUGCAAGUUAUUAUGUUACCUUCAUCGAUGAUCACUCAAGGAAGGUGUGGACAUAUGCUUUGAAAACGAAGGAUCAAGUGCUAGAUGUUUUCAAGCAAUUUCACGCAGAAGUGGAAAGGGAAACCGGCCUGAAGUUGAAGUGUGUAAGGGUUGAUAACGGGGGAGAGUAUAGAGGUCCAUUCGAAAGCUAUUGCAGAUUGCAUGGAAUUAAACUGCAGAAAAGUGUACCCAAGGCUCCACAAAAAAACGGUGUCGCCGAGAGGAUGAAUAGAACAAUUUGUGAGAGAAUCAAGUGUAUGCUCUCACAUGCCAAGCUACCUAAAUCAUUUUGGGGAGAAGCAAUGCGGACAACGGUUGAUCUAAUCAAUAUCUCACCAUUGGUCCCAUUGGAGGGUGAUGUGCCUCAACGAGUAUGGACGGGAAAGGAAGUCUCAUAUGAACACUUGCGAGUGUUCGGUUGCAAAGCCUAUGUUCAUGUUCCAAAAGAUGAGAGAGCAAAGCUUGAUGACAAAGCAAAGCCAUGUAUAUUCAUGGGAUAUGGGCGUGAAGAGUUUGGGUACAGAUUAUGAGAUCCAAUUGCAAGGAAAAUUGUUCGGAGCCGGGAUGUGAUUUUUCUUGAAGAUGAGACAAGUGAAGACGUCGAAAGGGUUGAAAAGAAGAAAAAACAGCAGCUGGUCCGGUUAAUUUGGAGCCUAUAUCUCCAUCCCAAAUGCAUGAAAAUAUUGAGGAAGUAGUGCAUGAUGAGCCCCAAGGUGCACUAGAUCAAGAAAUGCAAUGAGAAGAGCAAUUGGAGAAAGAAAAACAAGUUGAAGAAGAGCAACCUCUAUCCGAACCAAGAAAGUCAACAAGAGAUCGCAAAGCUUCCACUUGGUACUCCCCUCAUGAGUACCUAUUGUUGACUGACGGGGGAGAACCCAAAUAUUAUCAAGAAGCCAUGUCUCAUGAAGACAAGGAGGAGUGAAACAAAGCAAUGCAAGAAGAGAUGAAGUCUUUGCAAGAGAAUCACACCUAUGAUUUGGUGAAACUCAGCCUAGUUAUUCUGCUAACUGGAAUAUUCGUUAGUAUAUACUAGUUCAUGUAUUUUGGAUAUUAGUUAGUAUCUGCUAACGAAUCUUCAAGUUAGCAUAUUAACUUUCCCCGGUGAAAAUACCCACAGGAAAAAGAUCACUUAAGAACAAGUGGGUCUACAAGUUAAAGACGAGGGAAACUAGUUCAAAGCCUUGGUUUAGGGCACGACUAGUUGUGAAGGGUUUCAACCAAAAGAAAGGUGUUGAUUUUGAAGAAAUUUUCUCUCCCGUGGUGAAGACGUCCUCUAUCCGAGUUUUGCUUGGGUUGGCUGCAAGUUUGGACUUGGAAGUUGAACAACUCGAUGUGAAGAUGGCGUUUCUUCAUGGUGACUUAGAGGAAUAAAUCUACAUGGAUCAACCGGAAGGGUUCGAGGUUAAAGGCAAAGAAGAUCUUGUAUGCAGAUUGAGAAAGAUCUUAUAUGUGUUGAAGCAAGCACCAAGGCAACGGUACAAGAAAUUUGACUCAUUCGUGGUAAAAAACGGGUAUGCAAGAACUACCUCCGAUCAUUGUGUGUUUGUGAAAUACUUUGCUGAAAAUUAUUUCAUCAUUCUCUUGCUUUACGUGGAUGACAUGUUGAUCGUGGGUCGGAAUGUUGGAGAGAUUGAUAGAUAGAAAAAGGAGUUGAGUAAAUCCUUUGCCAUGAAGGACUUAGGACCGGUGAAACAAAUUCUAGGGACGAGAAUCUCUAGGGAUCGAAGGAAUGGAAAAAUUUGGUUGUCUCAAGAAAGGUAUAUUGAAAGAGUUCUUGAGCGGUUUAACAUGAGCAAGGCUAAGGCGGUUAGUACUCCACUUGGAGUACAUUUCAAGUUGAGUGUGAAUCAUUGUCCUACAAGUGAUGAAGAGAAAGAAGCAAUGAAGAAUGUGCCUUAUGCAUCAGUUGUUGGAAGCUUGAUGUAUGCCAUGGUUUGCACAAGGCCAGAUAUUGCUCAUGCCAUUGGGAUUGUUUGUCGGUUUCUUUCCAAUCCGCGGAAAGAACAUUCGAGAGCAGUGAAGUGGAUUCUUCGCUACUUGAGAGGUACUUCUAGAGUGUGUCUAUGCUUUGGUAAUGACAAGACCAUACUUGAUGGAUAUACCGAUGCUAACAUGGUAGGUGAUGUGGACUCUAGAAAGUCGACUUCUGGAUAUAUGAUGACUUUGCAGGUGCUGCAGUUUCAUGGCAAUCUAAACUGCAAAAAUGUGUUGCAUUAUCAACAAUAGAAGCCGAAUACAUAGUCGUGACAGAAGCUUGCAAAGAGAUGUUAUGGUUGAAGAAGUUUCUUCAAGAGUUGGGCAUUAAGCAAGAGUGGUAUGUGCUCUAUUGUGAUAGUCAAAGUGCAAUUCAUCUUUGCCAGAAUCUAACUUUCCACUUAAGGUCGAAACACAUAGAUGUUCGAUAUCAUUGGAUUCGUGAUGUUUUGGAAGAGAAGUUGUUGGACCUCAACAAAGUGCAUACGGAAGA